Messenger RNA from Babesia ovata, 936 nucleotides. RefSeq lists its product as uncharacterized. The transcript has a single exon. The coding region runs from base 1 to 936 and encodes 311 amino acids. The record is from RefSeq and is a predicted model, not a curated record. Lineage: Eukaryota; Apicomplexa; Aconoidasida; Piroplasmida; Babesiidae.
AUGGUACGCCAACCAAAGAAACUUACGGGCUGUCCGGAGAAUCUCCGGGAGUCCAUCGACUGGCUAAUCCAGGUUAAGAAUGGGAAUGGUGAUAACAAAGGUCUUGAGAAAUUGGCUGAAGCUUUGAAAAAGUUGAUUGGUGAUGCUAUCAGAAAUUCUAGCGAGAGUCUUGAAAAUAGGCGUAAAGAACUCGAGGAUGUUGUUAAAUCUAAUCCAACUAAAAAUAACGAUUUAGAGGAAAUUGAUGCCCGCCGUAUCUCUCUUGGUCAGCUCGCUGGACAGCUGGGUGGAUUUAUUGGCGGCGGACAGGAAGUUAAAGAUGCAAUUUUGUAUGGUUUGCACAGCAAUGUAACUCAGCUUGAAAAGCUUUUGAAUGCAUCUUGCGGAGGUAAGGGGUGUUGUGGGACUGAUAAAAUUACGCUGAAUACAUAUAAUGAGAGCCUUAAAAAAUAUCUUGGAGUGGAACCUUUAACCUCUGAAAACCUUGAUAAAAUGCUUCCUGAUGGCAUUUUAAAAGGUCUUAUUGAUUGCUUACGUCUGCUUAAGGGUAAAAUUCAGCAAAAAAUUGAGAGCCUUAAAAAUGAUAUUGAAAAGCUUAAAGAUGCUGGUCAAAGCCCUAAAAAUGCCUCUCAAAUUGACAAACUUAAUAAGGAUGUUCAGUCUCAUAAUGCUUCCAUGAAGUCUCUUGAUACACUGAGUGAGCUUUGUGGAUAUGCUGAUAAAAUUCAUAAUAAUCAUGUUAACGAAAAUCCCAGUAAAAACCUUUUAGAUAACCUCUGCACAGGCCUCGAAAAAUUUCUCGGCUACGAGAAAGGGAAUUACACCGGUGAAGGCAUCGUGUACUCCGACCUUGACAGGCUCUGCGACGGGGUGAUGGCGUUCUUGCACGGGGUGCUUAGUGGAGUGAGGGAUGAUGGUGUGGAAGCUCCUUGGUGA